UGGAUGAAUCGUCGAACGCUCAAUCGCGACUGCAACAAAUUGUGUCGGCAGAUUGUGGGUUGUGUUGAACCGUGAGUAGGGCCUUUUAAAGGCCCUACGAUUCAUGUCAGAUAAGUUUGUGGCACUAUAGACAGGCUGAAAAUAAAGUAUAUAUUUUAAGUUAAAUUACAAAAGCAAGCAAGCAAGCUAUUAAACCGUAAAAAGUGUGAUUCAAAGUUAUUUUUGGUUAUUCCGAUAUUAUUGAUAUUUAAAAAACGACACGAGCUAUGGGGAUACCAAAAAAACCUGUUAAACUAAAACAAUUGAAGCAAGAGUUACUUAAAGAAGUUAACUUCAUUAAAAGUAUUUUUACAUUUUAUGCAGCACCAAAUCAACAUAAUGGAAAUGAUGAGAAUCAAAUGGAUUUUGAAAUAACAACCAAUAACAAACAAAAGGAUAUUGAUGUACCAAAACGAGCACAUAGUAUAGCUGAACUGGAAGAAAAGUUAGAAAAAAUGAAGUCACAGCAGAAAUUUAAUUUGAAAAGCAAAUUAACAAAGAAAAGUUUAAUGAGUAAAUUAAACAAGAAAAUCAAAAAGAAGGAGAGAGUAAAAUUGAAUAAAAAUAAAAUCAAAGAAGUAGUUAAUACCAGUGAAGAUCAAGAAAUCAAAAUUAAACCUAAAAUUAGCCAGACUAAACCAGUUUUUAAUACCGAAGGAAAGCUUGUAUUUUCAAAGUUUGACUUUGCAAAUUUGGGACAAAAAGAAAAGGCACCAAAAGGUCAUAAGGAUGCAAAAAAAAUUUUGGAUGAAUUAAAACAACAAGAGCAAAAGGUUCAUGAAUUAACAGAGAAAGACAACAGUAAAGCCAAAGAUUUAAAAGAGAAAAUUGCUUGGAAGAAUAUCCUUCAAAAAGCGGAAGGUCAAAAAGUUAAAGAUGAUCCGAUUCUAUUGAAGAAAUCUAUUAAGAGACAAGAACAAAAAAAGAAAGCUAGCAAAAAGCAAUGGGAAAAUAGGAUAAAAUCUGUUGAGGACAAAAAGGAUGAACGGCAGAAAAAGCGUAAGGAAAAUAUAAUGAAGAAAAAGAAAGAAAAGAAAGUUAAGAAGGUUAAAGCUUCUGUUAAAAGAGGACGAGUUGUCAUAUAAUGAUUUCACUAUUCUGUAUUUUCUUGUUUAGUACAAAAUAAAGUACAUUAUUGCACAA
This is a messenger RNA of Colias croceus (clouded yellow), 1182 nucleotides long. RefSeq names its product surfeit locus protein 6 homolog (gene Surf6). Gene Ontology annotation, cellular component: nucleolus. The record is from RefSeq and is a predicted model, not a curated record. Bases 267 to 1124 code for a protein of 285 amino acids. Gene Ontology annotation, biological process: ribosomal small subunit biogenesis; ribosomal large subunit biogenesis. Gene Ontology annotation, molecular function: DNA binding; RNA binding. The transcript is spliced from 5 exons. Lineage: Eukaryota; Metazoa; Arthropoda; Insecta; Lepidoptera; Pieridae.